This is a messenger RNA of Mercurialis annua (annual mercury), 1533 nucleotides long. Its product is annotated as peroxidase 38-like. Gene Ontology annotation, biological process: response to oxidative stress; hydrogen peroxide catabolic process. NCBI's taxonomy places the organism in Eukaryota, Viridiplantae, Streptophyta, Magnoliopsida, Malpighiales, Euphorbiaceae. Bases 408 to 1364 code for a protein of 318 amino acids. Gene Ontology annotation, molecular function: peroxidase activity; heme binding. The record is from RefSeq and is a predicted model, not a curated record. The transcript has 4 exons. Gene Ontology annotation, cellular component: plant-type cell wall; plasmodesma.
UUUUUAAUUAAACGGAAUAUUUUUAUAAAUUUACAGAAUACGAAUAAAAUGAAAAUAAGGGAGUAAAAGAUUCAAGUUCCAAAUCAGGGUACUUUUUACAAAUAAAAUUAGAAAUGAAGUAUUUUUUUUUAAAUUCCCACGAUGAAUUGGAUGAUCAAUUAGGAUAUACUUCAAUAUGAAGUUGGUGAACAGAAUGCCUCCUAGAUUCUUAACAUUUCUGUUAAAUUUUAUAUCGGCUCAAACCAGUUUCAGUUAUUUUAUAUUGGUUCAAACCAGUUUGAGCUACAUAUAACCUGCAACAUCCUUCAGCUUUUGUUCAAUCAAUCACCCAAUCAUUACUUAAAUCAUAUUGAAAAGAUCUACACUCUGUGAGUGAUUCAGAUUCCUGAGUCCUGAUUAAAUAGAAAAUGGACAAGAUUAAGCUAGUGUUAUUGCUGUUACUAACAGUAGCAAUCAGACACAUCCAUUGUUUAAGCAUUGGGUUCUAUGCUAAGCGAUGUCCGAGAGCAGAGAACAUCAUUUCAAGAUUAGUCUGGUUAGCUUCCCGGCGUGACCCUUCGCUUCCGGCUGCACUAUUGCGACUCCAUUACCACGACUGCUUUGUUGGAGGUUGCGAUGCUUCAGUGUUGUUAGAUAGUGCUUACGGGUACCCACCGCCUGAGAAAAUAGCGUCCCCGAAUCAGAGUCUUAGAGGGUAUGAAGUAGUGGACUUGAUUAAAAGAGUCCUGGAAUCUGUGUGUCCAUUAACAGUCUCCUGCGCAGAUAUUCUUGCUCUAUCUGCCAGAGACGCUGUUGCUUCUGCUGGUGGGCCGCAUUGGAAAAUCCCGACAGGAAGAAGAGACAGCCGAUUAUCGUCUGCUUUGAUAGCAGAAAUCAGUAUGCCACGUCCUUUAUCUUCCCAAGCUGAACUCAAGAGUACAUUCUUUCACCAUGGAUUAUCUGAAGAUGAAUUGAUCACACUCUCUGGUGCUCAUACUAUAGGUCUGGCUCACUGCAAAUCCAUUUGGGAUAGACUAUACAAUUUUGGCAGUGGAAAGCUAACAGAUCCAAGCAUGAACAGGAAUUAUGCAGCACUUUUGAAAAUGAUAUGCCCAAGGAAUAACCGUAACUCGAGAAUGGUGGUUCCCCUGGACCCUGUAUCUCCAUUCAAAUUCGAUAACACUUAUUAUAAGAAUCUAGAGAAGGGCUUUGGCCUUCUAGCUUCUGAUCAGAUUAUCAUACACAACAAAAUGGCUAGUGAAUUUGGCCGCAACGCAACCCUAUGGAGAGACAGAUUUCGUAAGGCCAUGAUCCAUUUGAGUAUUCUCAAUGUGAAGGAGAAUAAUCGAGGAGAGAUUAGGAGAAAUUGUCGUCGACGGAAUUAGUUAUAUUCCAGUUGAUAUGAAGUAGACUAUACAGAAAUUUACUCGAGAAUUUUAUUAUUAUUGAAUUUAAGGAGCUUUUCAGAUUUCCUUGAACUUAUUGUUUGUACUGAAAAUACAACUUCAUUCUAAGUAUAAGUUAUAAAUAUAAAGUUUCGGAGUUUCAGAAUAA